AAGCAUGGAUGACUUCACAUACUGAAAGAAUGGGGGAAAAGUUUUCGGGGCGAGCUCGUCGUUCCAGAAUAGGUUUAAUAUUCACGACAAAUCCAGCCUGCAAUCGUAUUGUAAGAAUCCCAUCGGUCCUGAUUUAUGUAGUACGUUCAUUCUAAACAUCGAGCGAACAUGGCUUCACAAAAAACAUUUUGUAUAGUUACAGGGGCAAGCAGGGGCAUCGGUCGUGCAAUUGCUAUCACUUUUGCUAGGUCAUUUUCUGCGGAGUCUCGGAUUGUCGUGACAGGACGAUCGGUGGAGGCCUUGAACGAGACCAAGCAAAUGAUCCAGGCCGCUGCCCCCGGGGUUCACUGCACGGUUGUCAUCGCCGAUCACUCGGAUGAGGAUGGUAUGUCAAACACUAUGUCUGAGGUCACAAAAGAUGUCAAUCCAGAAGAAUUUCAGCGAUGUCUCCUCAUCAAUAAUGCUGCUAGCUUGGGAGAUGUGUCACGUUAUGCUCGCCAGUUGGACGCUUCUGACCUGAGCAGGCUGCAAAAAGUAUGCAUGUUGAAUGUUACUUCGGUGAUGCUUCUGACCUCGCACUUUCUGAAGACCUUUCCACGGAGGGACGGACUGUCCAGGACUAUCGUGACCUUGUCAUCGCUCUCUGCUUUGGUACCAUUCGCCAGUUGCUCUGUUUACUGCAUGACACAGGCAGCUAGACUCAUGCUCUUCAAGACCAUAGCUUUAGAGGAACCCGAUGUUCGAGUAUUGAGCUAUAACCCAGGCCCGGUGGACACGGCAAUGUUCAAAGACAUGCAGACCAACAGUGCCAGCUCUGAAUGCAGGAAGAUGCUAGAAGUUACUGAAAGCGAACAGAAGUUGCUCCAGCCGGAUCAAACCGCUUCAAGGCUGCUCAGCAUCUUGGAGAAGGAUGCAUUUGAGUCCGGGGCUCACGUUAGUUACAACGACGACUUGGCAGAGACGGUCGGUAACUUACGCAAGAAGUAGGUUUCAUCUUUCACAUUUCGUCUCAUACCCGCUGCACGCACCAAUCGCUCCAACGGGGUGUGUACAUCCAGAUUUCCUUGGAUUUAGAGCUCUCGGGUUAAACUGGACUUCUAAUAGCAUGCCAGAGCCUAUAUUAAAAAAAUUAGGAAGAUCUAGUAAAAAAAUAUACUUAAGCAAUACUUGAUAAUAGAAAAUAAAUAUAAAAAUCUUUCUGUGCGAUUUUUUUUUUAUUUUAAGUUGUUUUUUUAAAUCUGUUUACACGUAAUAUAUAAGUAAGAAAGGAGAUGAAAAAGGGGAGUUCGUGGUUGCAUAUAAACUGAACAUAAAUGUAACGAAGAACCAUCGAUGGUUUAUAACUCAAUCACAAUUCACGUGACACAUACAUCUGAGCGCCAGAGAGAGAGAGAGAGUGGAUGAGGGUGGUGAGACUGGGGACAGGAGAGAAACGGGGAACAGACGGUCAGCAAGUUGAACCCCCCCCAAAAAAAAAAAAAAAUUAUUCACGAUUCUCUUAGUUCAUUUAUUCACGGAAGGAAAAGAUAAAAAAAAAAAUACAGUACCAUUCGUCUGUACUAUGCCAAUUUGGAUAGUUUGUCACCCUAUUCAUGAUUUAUGCAGUUGUAUAAAUUUACCAUACAGUAUUACCGAUAGUCAUCAACAGUAAACCAAGGGUAUUAAACUAGGAAAAGUAUCCAAAAUGCAUAAAAUGUAUUACUACAGCAUAUUGUGAAGUAUAAUGUCAAGUUCUGAUAUGACGGAGGUCAACACAUGAUGUAAAAAAUUGAUGCAUAUAUUCUUCCAAUGGAUAUCGAAUCAGUGGAUUCCCGAUCAAAGUAGGAAAAUAUGUAAAAUGGAUCAUAUGUUCCUGUAUAUGUUUUACUUCAUCAUAUCCAGUUUUUGUGCGGUACAAUUUCAAAUAAGCAUGUGUUGUUGUAUGAAUAUAUCACUGCUUAUGCUACCAAUAGAUAUCAAAUUAAUGGAUUCCAAAAUCUAUUUAGACCGCUUAUGACGUCAAAUUAAUGGAUUACUCUGAUAACGCCAAUAAUGAGGGUAACUUCUCUCUUUUGUCAUGACUUCUGUAGAUUAUUGCGUCAUUUAUAGUGUGUCAUCCUCCAUGCUCAGACACAAUCAGUCAAUGUAAUAAAACAAGUUGAUUAAACAAAUCAAACAAGAACACUGACAAUUUCAUCUGAAAAAGAUCUGUGUGUAAUCGUCCAUUUCUCUCCCUCCUUCGACUGUAAGUCUUUGCUUUGUAUUAAAAUGUUUCACUCAUUAAAAAAAAAAUUAAUGAAACGUUUCUUAAAGAUGGACAUUCCUUAUUAGUUCUACAGUCAACCCCUCAUCAUACAGACCAGUUUUGUUUUGAUACUACUUUUGUAGACUUCUUCUUGUAUGCCAUACAAAAUAUAAUUUAUGCAAUGAUAGCCCAUUGAAAGGGCAUUUGUUCUUUUUUGGAAGCCCUCUGAACUACACUCGAGUUUUGGUUAAAAUGGGGUGAAUAUGAAUACAGAUCUAGCUACCACGGAGGAAUACCACCACGCUCCAAACAUGGUAAUAUUAAUAUGAUGAGAUACAUGUGUGGUGGCCGAAUCCAGGAUUUCGUAGGGAGGGGGCUCAAAUUUGACAUGAUUUCGGCGCCCCUGUGUACUUUUUGAAAAAUUGCGCCCCCUCCACCCCCGCCAGGCAAACAUAAGUGCUUUAAAUGCGUGUUGAAUUAUCUCAUUUCAUAGUCACAUGUAAAAAAAAAAAAAAUUAAGAUCACUAUAUUUGAUGAUGUGUUCGUGAAGAGAAAAAAAAAAUCAUGAAUGUAUGUAAUAUCACUUUUUUAAUAUCAAUUCGGCACCUCCCUAGUUAGAACAUCGGUUUGGCACAUCUAGUUAGAACAUCAAUUCGGGGCCCCUCGUUCGAACAUCAGUUCGGCUUCCCUACUUCGAGCAUCAGUUUUGUGCCCCCUAGUUU
Molecule: messenger RNA, 2946 nt
Organism: Lytechinus pictus (painted urchin)
Lineage: Eukaryota; Metazoa; Echinodermata; Echinoidea; Temnopleuroida; Toxopneustidae
Product: sepiapterin reductase-like
Exons: 2
Coding region: 169-987 (272 amino acids)
Biological process (GO): tetrahydrobiopterin biosynthetic process
Molecular function (GO): sepiapterin reductase (NADP+) activity
Source: RefSeq, a predicted model, not a curated record